GGUGGUGGUGGUGGUGGUGAAUGAACGACGACGACGAUGACGGCGAUGAUGGGCGGAGGCGGAGUAGGAGCGGAAGCGCAGUAUGUAAUGGCGAAGACAUCUGUUUGGUGGGACAUAGAGAACUGUCAGGUUCCAAAAGGUUGUGAUCCUCACGCGAUCGCACAGAAUAUAAGCUCGGCCUUGAUGAAGAUGAACUAUUCCGGUCCCGUCUCGAUCUCAUCCUACGGCGAUACUAACCGUAUCCCUGCCUCCGUCCAGCACGCCCUCUCCAGCACCGGAAUCGCGCUCAAUCACGUUCCCGCCGGUGUUAAGGAUGCCAGUGAUAAGAAGAUUCUUGUGGAUAUGCUGUUUUGGGCAGUGGAUAAUCCUGCUCCUGCAAAUUACUUGCUGAUUUCUGGUGAUCGUGACUUCUCCAAUGCACUCCAUCAGUUGCGUAUGAGGAGAUAUAAUAUCCUUCUAGCACAGCCACAAAAUGCAUCUGCCCCACUUCUUGCCGCCGCCAAGAGUGUCUGGCUUUGGACAAGUCUUCUGGCAGGAAGACCGCCACUUCCAAAUGGUGAAUCAUCGCAGUUUGCUAAUAGUAAUGAUUUAACCAACUCUGACAUUUUAAAAAGACCAACAGCUGACCCUGGUCAGAUAAACCACUCUGUUGAUACUAUUUCUGAAAGCUCAACUUACGGGAGUCAAAAAUUCUUCAACAGUGGAAGGAUUGGUGACAAUAAAUAUAAAGGCAAACUAAUUCGGAGAAAUCCAAGUCAACCAAACGUAUCGAGAACUUCAAGCAUGCCGGUUGGGAUACCAGGGGGUCAAACCAAUGGAUCCACUAACCAACCUGGGUAUGCACAAGCAAUGCAGUUCAAGGAAGCACCUCAUGAAUUUUACGGUUCUCACAGGCCUAAAUCCACCUCAAGUGCACCUACUCCCGCAUAUGUUCCAGGCUAUCCUGAUCCUUCUUGGAACAAUGGAAUAUCAUUCCCAAACAAUUAUCAGCAUCAGUUUUCACAGCCAUUAAGGCCAGCCAACAACCCUAUGCAACCUUCUUUUGCACCGGGUAAUCUGUUUGCCCCAAAUUCUCAUAACUAUCAAUCUCCUCAAGUGCCUCCAAGGCCUGAUGGGCCCACCUUUACCUCAGGUCAUCCUACAAAUGUCCUUGAUAUCAGUAAGCUGAAUGUUUCUGAACAUCCUAGCGGUGUUCACAAUCCUAGUAGUUUUCAACAACGAAAUGUGGGGGAGUUCGAACCAAAUUCUAUUAUGGAGUCUUCAAACCCUGCAGGUUUAAGUGUUCCACAAAAUGGACAAGAGAUGCAAAACAAUGUACCUUUUUACCAUGACCCAUUGAACAAUAGAUACCCUUCUCAUGGACUGGAAUUUCCACCCCCGUCUUCCUCUGCAAUGGGUAGUAACCCUGUACCCAGCAAUGGUGUUUGGGGAACCCCAGGAUGUCCACAGCCUUCUGAAUAUGUCCAAGGCCGUAUAGGGGUUGUAUUACUUGCCUUGAACACUUUAAAAAAUGAUAAGAUGACACCAACGGAAGCAAAUAUAACUGAUUGUAUUCGUUAUGGAGACCCCAAGCAGCGAAAUACAGAUGUUAGGAAGGCCCUGGACUGUGCGAUUGAGCAACAAAUGGUGGUGAAGCAAAUUGUAGGUGCAUCACAGUUUUAUGUGAGUAAAAAUGACAAACUUUGGAAGUGUGUGAACCCUAUAGGUGGUAAUCCUAAGCAGUAUCCAAAAGCAAUAUGGGAUGGAAUCCAUAAAUUUCUAACUUCCGCUGUUGGGCGUUCUGCUAUAAUGGCUUCUCAAUGCAGGUAUGAAGCAGCAGCUAUCAUCCUAAGGAAAUUGUGCUUGAAUGAUCUUGUACUGGGUGAUAUGCUCAAGAUUUUGAAUAUGAUUACGGACAUCAAGAGGUGGAUUGUCCCUCAUCAAUCCGGCUGGCAGCCAAUUAGUAUUACCGUUGCAGAGACUGAUGGAGAUGUAGGGUACCAAAACUAGUGGUUGAUUUCAGUCAAGAACAGCUGUGGUUGAGGGGACCUGGAUAUUAGAAGUAGAUAUUAUAAUUACAGUCAAAAGGAGGGUCUCCUAGAAGUGGUUAAGCUUCUACUUGAGUAGUUAUUACAGAUGGUGGACCAAACAAUUAGGGAUGCCACUUUCUUCCUCUAUUUUACUUGUGAUUUCUGGUGGAGUUCUUUGCUGCUAUCAGUAGGAAAUGGAAGGUAGUACUUGAAGUGCUGCAUACAUUACAGAUAUACAUCCCAUAAGCAGUAUUGCAGCAGUAUGCAGUUUUUUAAGAUUAUGGGGGUUUCAUCAGUUAUGAGUCUUUGAUUAAAUCUUGAGCCUCUCUUCAUGGUUGCUUGAUUAGUCUGCAGAACAAAGUCUUCAUUCGGUGGAAUUGGAUAUCAGCAUCACAGAAUAAGUUCAUCAGUUAUGAGUCUUUGAUUAAAUCUUGAGCCUCUUGUCAUGGUUGCUUGAUUAGUCUGCAGAACUUUGUCUUCAUUCAGUGGACUUGGUUAUCAGCAUCGCAUAGGAAGUUCAAUGGCAAACGUAAACCUUCAAGUGAGUUGGUUCAGCAUGGUCUAGUUUCAACAUGUAACCUAUCAAAGCAGGGUAGUCAGUAUGCCAUGCUGUCAUCAUUCUUAUAUAAAGACUCCUGGAUUUAGUUCUAUGUGGGACGACUUUCUAUUUUCAGAUCCUGUUGCAAGUUAUGUCAGUUUGUGUCCAACUUUGUCGAAGAGGUUUGAAAGUAUGCUUUACCGGACCAUGAAAUACUUAUAGCAUGACCAAAGAACAAAGAAGCAAGGAGAAAUUAUGUAUUCUAGCGCAGAAGCUUCAAAGUAAAAUUUGCAGUAUAAUGAACAACAUUUGGGAAGCCCGAGUAAGUUUGCGACGGAAAGUUUCAGUAAAACCAUCAGUCUCAUAUGAUUGGUAUCACGUGAACGAAAGUACUAGUUGGGAGCAAGGCUGAUUUGCUGGUAAGAAAAAUUUAAACCUUUGCCAUGGUAAUUGUAGUGAAUUGCAGGGGAUUAUCAACUUGUAAAUUGCUGUGCGGCAUCUGUAUAUGAAUGAAUUUAAGCCGUUGUAAAACCAUGAAAUUGUGUUAGUGAUUACUGUUUUCAAGGCUGAAGCGCAUUCAUGCUUGUAAGUUUAUAUGUUGUAUUUGGCAAGUCUACUGUUUGUUUCUUUCAUGGAUUCAGGUUUUUAUCAAUAUCUUCUAUUUGUAGAUAGAAAGAGAAUAUUUGUUUAA
Messenger RNA from Telopea speciosissima, 3238 nucleotides. RefSeq lists its product as uncharacterized. The coding region runs from base 37 to 1989 and encodes 650 amino acids. Gene Ontology annotation, biological process: regulation of gene expression. Gene Ontology annotation, cellular component: peroxisome. Gene Ontology annotation, molecular function: RNA nuclease activity. The record is from RefSeq and is a predicted model, not a curated record. The transcript is spliced from 3 exons. NCBI's taxonomy places the organism in Eukaryota, Viridiplantae, Streptophyta, Magnoliopsida, Proteales, Proteaceae.